Panicum hallii is the source of this 1615-nucleotide messenger RNA. Its product is annotated as probable 2-oxoglutarate-dependent dioxygenase At3g111800. Bases 169 to 1311 code for a protein of 380 amino acids. The transcript is spliced from 4 exons. The record is from RefSeq and is a predicted model, not a curated record. NCBI's taxonomy places the organism in Eukaryota, Viridiplantae, Streptophyta, Magnoliopsida, Poales, Poaceae.
CACUCUCUAUCUGGCAUUUCAUUUCGAAGAUGUCUCUCUCUCCAUAUCCCGGCUAUAUAUACCCCUCUCUUGGUGCUCGCUAAGCGAUCGAAGCAGCAAGCCGCAGGCUCAGCUCGAUCAGCUAUAGAACUCAUCAAGGUUUACCUGUCCCAGCCGCGGCGUACGGAGAUGGCGGACUGCAUGCAGGAGUGGCCGGAGCCCGUCGUGCGCGUGCAGGCGCUCGCCGAGAGCGGCCUCUCCGCCAUCCCGCGCUGCUACGUCAAGCAGCCGUGCGACCGCCCCGUGCCGCCGCCGCCGGCGGCGGAAGCACAGCUGGAGAAGGACCUCUCGGACGACGUCAGCAUUCCGGUGGUCGACCUCGGCGAGCUGCUGGCGGACGGCGCCGCCGUCGGCCUCGGCAGCGCCGUCACGGAGGCCGUCGCGGCCGCCUGCCGGGAGUGGGGGUUCUUCCAGGUCGUCAACCACGGGGUGCGCCCCGAGCUGAUGCGCGCGGCGCGGGAGGCCUGGCGCGGCUUCUUCCGCCGCUCGCUCGCGGAGAAGCAGCGCUACGCCAACUCGCCGCGCACGUACGAGGGCUACGGCAGCCGGCUCGGCGUCCAGAAGGGCGCCGUCCUGGACUGGGGCGAUUACUUCUUCCUCCACCUCGCGCCGGAGGCCGCCAAGAGCCCGCCCAAGUUCUGGCCGGCCAACCCCGGCAACUGCAAGGAGGUGUCGGAGGAGUACGGCCGGUCGGUGGUGCGGCUGUGCGAGCUGCUGAUGCGGGUGCUGUCCGUGAGCCUGGGGCUGGAGGAGGCGCACCUCCAGCGGGCGUUCGGCGGGGCGGGGUGCGGCGCGACCCUGCGCGCCAACUACUACCCGCGGUGCCCGCAGCCGGACCUGACGCUGGGGCUCUCGGCGCACUCGGACCCGGGCGUCCUCACCGUGCUCCUCGCCGACGAGCACGUCCGCGGCCUGCAGGUCCGCCGCGGCGCCGGGGAGUGGGUCACCGUGCAGCCCGUCCGCGACGCCUUCAUCGUCAACGUCGGCGACCAAGUCCAGAUACUGAGCAACUCCCUGUACAAGAGCGUGGAGCACCGGGUGAUCGUGAACGCCAGGGAGGAGCGCAUCUCCCUCGCGCUCUUCUACAACCCCAAGGGCGACGUCCCCAUCUCCCCGGCGCCGGAGCUGGCCGCGGCCGCGGGCGGCGGGCCGGCGGCGCCGCUCUACCCGCCGAUGACCUUCGACGAGUACAGGCUCUACAUCAGGAAGAAGGGCGCCAACGGCAAGGCGCAGAUCGAGGCUCUCAAGGGCCAGGCAUCGCCAGAAAAUUAGCUAGGUCGACGACUGGCCAGCUUAAUUAGCUAGUAGCGCUGCAUGCUUCGAUCCCAGUUACUAGUAAUAAUCAACGGCGUGUAUGUAUCCUAAUCGUCGCAACUAGUAUUAAUUCGGAGCUUCUCUGCCCCGGCCCCGUGUGUAUAAUCUGAUUGUAAUAACGCAUGUGUAAGACCGACCCGACCUACCAUUGCUACCACGCUUACUAUAAUCGUAUGCUUGCUGGCUGCUGCAUCAGUAGCCGUACACUGUGUAUGUGCAUGUUGGUCAGCAAACUGAAUCGAAGCAUCAGGUUCCUCAUUUA